Molecule: messenger RNA, 2415 nt
Organism: Aspergillus nidulans FGSC A4
Lineage: Eukaryota; Fungi; Ascomycota; Eurotiomycetes; Eurotiales; Aspergillaceae
Exons: 3
Coding region: 322-2415 (697 amino acids)
Source: RefSeq, a predicted model, not a curated record
CUCGGAUAUCGCGGUAGCGAUAUCCAGCCAUUCUUUUCAUCGCACCUGGCCGCUGGCCGCCACUCGCUUUGGACCUCGUCCGUACACUCCUUACCCAACUGUCGAAACUAGCACGCGUCGAUCUUAUUCUCUGCCUCCAGCUUAUCUGGUCAACCCUGCAUUUUGUUCUUGAACAGCUUUUGCAUGGCACAGCAAGACUCGCCCAAAUCCAGUUUACACGGACGUUCAGAUUAAUGAAUCGGGGUUCAAAUUCCACAUCCGUUGACAUCAAUCACUUGAAUGCUUGAGUUCGAAAGUCGUGCAAUCAGAAGCUAGGCGACCAUGCACCGGCAUCAACAGCACCAACAUCGCCAUGGCAAGUAUUUGGGAGCCCGGUUUGCACCUGUCGAGCCAGCACUCAUGCCGCGCAACCGACCGCCGUACCUACUCAUGCCCGAAGCUCCGACCCUAGUAAAAAGAGAACCAAUGCCCACGACGGAUUCUGGUCGAGUGGAAACGUGCUCGCCUGGAGACAACUCGGCCCGAUGCGAGAAGAACACAAGUACCGCGAGCAAUACAACACUACCUGUAGUGCUAGGAGCAGUCAUUCCCAUUGUCUGUGCGAUCAUAGUUUUAAUUUUUUUACAUCGACGAAAUGUGAAGAAACUCCGCAAUGAGGACGCCAAUGAUAAGCACAAGUCUCUUGACUUUGGAAUGGAUCUGGCCCCGAGCGGCGGUAGAUCUGGGAUGCAAGAAAAAGGAUCUCAUCACAUGAAGGGUAUCUCUCUGGACAUAGGACCUAGUCCUUAUAUGCUACCGCCUAGCAUACGCGGCUCGAAGGACUCGCUGAAUUCAUUACCCCGAACAAUCUUGGCAGAUGAUGACAAGUACCGACACGCACACACAUAUUUCUCAACUGACGCUCAGUCUAUCCGGUCGCAGAGAAGAGUUCAUGACGAUGCUGCAAGCGUUGCAGGUUCAACACGGAGAGGAGCAUUUGGGGAUGAAAUGAAUCAAGGGUUAUUGGGUAAUGCUCAGAGAAUCUCGCGCUCGUCUCCGCCUCUUUACAACCCCCCUGAGCCAACAGCUGGGCGGGCUCAACCUCAAGUGCAGGACGCCGGCUUUGAAUUAAGCUUGCCCAGGAGUCCCAGUCCCGUCCAUGUAUCAGGCUUGACAUCAAUUAACGAAUCUACGACGGAGACUGGCAGAGAAGCAAACGUUCCCAGACGCAUAUCGUCUCCCUUGAAUUGCCCUCCUGAACAUCAGUUCGACUUGCCGUUACAGGAUACGCCUGCUACUCAUGCUGGACCCGAUCACAACCCUUCACAUGACAAGCCAAUUGCGAUGCCAAGGAUUUCUCUCCCUUCGAGCGAUGUCGAUAGUGACUACGGAGAUCAGAGGACAUCCGGUCCAGCUGUUCCGGCUGUGAAUGUCCAGACGGCAGGCAUUGGCUCCACUCCGCAUGAGGAAAGUCCCGAUCAAGUGCCUAAGCCUGCAAUGCCCGAGGAGCCAUCGCAAUCAUCUAACCUGAAUCUCGACCCUCGCCGUGAUACCCGCCGUCUGACAAUGGGACUACGCCCCUUGCCGCCAGAGGAUCCGUCUGAUAACCCUGAGCAGCGUGCUAAUCGUAUUCGAUCAUUCUACAAGGAAUACUUCGACGAGAGCAAGGCAGGACAACGAGAGACUUACUACGGAGACUAUGGCGCUGAUUACUACCCACAUGAUGACGACUAUGUCUAUGAUCCAGUUACCGGAGAAUACUAUGAUGCAGUACCAGCACCAUAUGCUGAACCAAUGACUCGUCGCGCUAUGACUCCCCCUCCACGCGCUCCUCCUCGGUUCCAGGGCGCAGCCCACCAUAUGGCGUCGGGCUCGAUCGGUGGAUAUAGCGACAGAUUUCAGCCUCCCGGUCCGCGUGCAUUCUCUUCAGCUUCAAACCGAUUUCCUGGCCCCAGAGCUCCGCGUCGCCCGGCUCCCCCACCAGCUCCCCUUAACGUACUUCCUUCCCCUCAUCUCUUGAAGGAUGAUUCCAUCAUGACGGCUAUCGACUUCGCUCCUGGUUCAAGCUUCAGAGACCAAAGAGACGGGCGCCCGGAGACCCCUCUUGGAGGAGUACGGCCCUACAGCCCUACGGUCCGAGCUCACACUCCCCUUGUGUCGGUGUUCGACGAUUUAGCACCUAUGCCCAGCCCACACGCACUACGGAAGUCAGGCGCUUUCGGCAAUCUGGAUUUUGCUCCUCCUCCUCGUUUCAAGACCCAAGACACUGCAAGUGAUGCGGGUAGCAUCCGCAGUACGCGAACCGGGGUCUCAGCAACCCAUUUGCAGAACAUCCGCAAUGGUGCGUACCAUGUCAGCCGACUGCCCCCAGAAACUGUUGGUACCAAGGAUGAUUUGAUAUCAAACCUUCGUCCUAAAUGGGAUAUGCGGCAAUAG